This is a messenger RNA of Coccidioides posadasii C735 delta SOWgp, 1014 nucleotides long. RefSeq lists its product as uncharacterized. The record is from RefSeq and is a predicted model, not a curated record. Lineage: Eukaryota; Fungi; Ascomycota; Eurotiomycetes; Onygenales; Onygenaceae. Gene Ontology annotation, molecular function: methyltransferase activity.
AUGGCAGCACAUGAGAAUGAGGGCCAUAUUGAGCCAGACCUUUCCGAUUCCGACUCUGCAUUGGGAGAUGCUGGUUCUUCAGUGUAUUCAGAGAGUCUGCGGUCCAGCUUCUAUCAGAGUGUUAUGGAAAACGGACGUGGGUAUCACAAGUACAGAGACGGCAGUUACUUUAUGCCGGAGGAUGAAAGUGAACAGGAGAGGCUGGACAUGCAGCACGAAAUAUUCCUCAAGACGAUGAACCGCAAGCUCUUUCACUCGCCGGUACCACGUCAGGUCCACAGUGUAUUGGACUUGGGAACCGGUACCGGGUUAUGGGCCAUCGAUUUUGCAGAUGAGUAUCCCACCGCUAAAGUCCUAGGUACGGACCUCAGCGCCAUUCAACCUUCGUUUGUCCCGCCUAACUGCAAGUUCGAAAUCGACGAUUUUGACCUUCCUUGGACAUUUCCUCACAAGUUUGACUUUAUUCACGGAAGAAUGCUUGCUGGCUCCUCACCCUCUUUCCCCCAGCUCUUCCAGCAAGCGUAUGACGCCCUUGAACCUGGUGGUUGGUUUGAGAUGCAGGACUUCGCAUUCCCAGUCAGGUCCGAUGACGGUACCAUGGAGAAUACGCCUUAUGAGCAGCUGAACAACUAUCUUGUGAAAGCCCUAAAGAAACUGGGAAGAGACGGUGGGCUUGCCGCUGAAUAUAAAGACAUGAUGAAACGAACAGGUUUUGUGAACGUGGUUGAGAUUCCAUACAAGUGGCCACAGAAUCGAUGGCCAAAGGAUCCGCACUACAAAGAGCUCGGGGAGUGGAACAUGGUCAACACUUUGGAUGGCUUGUAUGCGGCUUCCGCCCGAUUAUGUGUCCAAGUACUGGGGAUGUCGACGGCGGAUUUGGAAGUGUUGCUUGCACAGUGUCGCAAAGACAUUCAGAAUCCUCGAAUUCACGCGUACUGGCCAAUAUACGUUGUGUAUGGACAAAAACCUGGAAAGCAAGAUAUGGCCUCGGAUACAGUAUCGAGGCAAAAGUGA